Molecule: messenger RNA, 3309 nt
Organism: Closterium sp. Naga37s-1
Lineage: Eukaryota; Viridiplantae; Streptophyta; Zygnematophyceae; Desmidiales; Closteriaceae
Source: the annotation of a GenBank genome assembly
AUGGAAAAGGAAAGGGAGAGAGUGACGAUGGUUAAAGGAGAGGAGGGCGCUCCUGCUGGUGCUGCUGCUGGUGCUGGUGAUGGUUCAUCUUCCCGUGCUGCUGCUGCGGAAGUCCCUAUAAAGGAGGAGCCUGUAAUGAGGACAGGCGGGCAGAUGGAAGGGAGAAGAGAGGAUAGGUGGGAGGAGGGGGAGCAAGCACCACUUGCGAAGCACAGGAAGGUGGAAGGAGGAGAGGGAGAGGGAGGGGGAUGGGGAGGAGGAGGGGAGGCUGGAAGAGGGGGGGUGAGGGCAGGCAGCAAGCUCUCCCCUGAUGCUCCUCCCUUUGUGCCUGCUGCACUAAGAGGGGCAGGGGGUGGGGAGGAUGGGGGGAGGGUGAGAGAUGAAGAGAUGGAGGUGAAGGGAGGGGGGCGAGAUGAGGAAGGGAGGGAGGGGAGUGAGAGGGAGAGGGAAAGGAAGGGGUCUGGUGGUGGUGGUAGGCACGAAGAAAGGGCAGGGAGGGAGAGAGGAGGCGAGGAGGGAGGGUUUUAUGCAGGCAAAGGGAAGGGUGGGAAGUCGGGGUUGGGGGUUGAGGGGUCAAAUCACAGGGAUAGCUUGGGUGUGGGUAGGUCUAGUGGGAGAGCGUAUGAGGAGAAAGAGGAGCAUGAGGCUGGGGAGGUGAGGGGGGAGGGCAGAGGGGAGGGCAGGUGGGAGGGCAGGGGAGGGCAUAAGAGGGGGAGUGAUGGAGCGGAGAGAGAGGGGGUGAGAGAUGUGGGUGAGAGGGGGAAGAGAGGGGAGUGGGAGGAUGGGGAGCAGGAUAUGCGUGGUGGGUGGGAUGAGAAAAGUGUGAAGAUUGAGAAAGAGGAGAUGAAGAGUAGGGAGAGGGAGAGGGAGGAGAGGGAUAAAGAUAAAUCAAGAGAAAGGGAGGCGGAGGCUGGGAAGGGGAAAGAGAGAGAAGGGAGAGAGAGGGAGAGGGAGAGGGGGAAGGAGAGGGAAAGGGAGAGGGAAGACAAGGGACGAGACAGGGGCCGUGGGGAGAGGGAGAAGGAUCGUGAGGUGGAGAGGGGGGAGGUGAAGGAAGGACGGGAGAGGGACAAAGGACGCGAGAGGAACCAUGAGGAGGAGAGGGGCGAGGAGAAGGAGAGGGAAAGGGAGAAGGAGAGGGAACGGGAGAAGGAAAAGGAAAAGGAGAAGGAUGAGCAGAGGGAGCGAGUGCAGGAGGAGAAGAUGCGAGAGGAGCGGGAAAGGCUGAGGGCUCGACUUGAAGAAGAUAUGAUGGUGAGGGAGAAGGAGAAGGAGAGGGAAAGGGAGAGGGAGAAGGAAAGGGAGAGGGAGAAGGAGCGAGAGAGGGAGAGGGAGCGGGGCGCAGGGAAGGAUAAGGGAAGAGAGCGAAGCAAGGCUGCUGCGGCAGCAGCUGUGGCUGCAGCUGCUGCUGCCACUGCUGGCCGAAUCUCCGGAGGGGUUGUGGGAGGAGGAGAGGGGGGCGGUGCAGGGGGAGGAGAGCGAGGGGCCAGUAUGGCAGCAAGUCCUGCUAGAGUGACGGGAGGGGGAGCAGGAGGGGAAGCAGGAGGGGGAGGCGCAUCUGGUGUGAAGAGUCCAAAGGAAAUGGAAGGGGUGGAGGAGGGAGGGAAGGGUAGGGGAGGUAAGAGGAGUGUGAGUUCAUCAGAAGAAGGGGGAGGAGGGGCGGUGGCUGGAGGUGGUGGAGAGCGGGGAGUUAAGCGAGCGAGGAGGAACGAUGGGGAGAUGGAGAGGGAGAGAGGCAGGGACGAGAAGGGGAGGGAGAGGGAGAGGGAGCGGGAGAGGGGAGAGGAGACGCCGAGGGCGCAUGAGCGGGAGGGGAGAGGGGAAGGGAGAGGAGGGGAGCGGGGGAGUGGGGGUCGGGGAGGGGAGAAGGGAGAGUGGAGUGAGAGAGGUAGUGUGGAGCGGGGGAAGGGGAGAGAGGUGGAGGAUACAGGUAUUGUGGGUGAUGGGCGUGGGGAUGUGCAUGAGUGGGGGGAAAGGGGUGGUGUGCGUGAGAAAGGAGUGUCUGAUCGUAAAGGAGACAGGGAGAGGGAUAAGGAGAGGGAGAGGGAGAAGGGGAGGGAGAGAGAGCGAGGGCAGGUUGAUAGCACCCCUGAGAGGGAGGUGAAGGAGGAGAGGGGUGGGGGGCGUGAGAGAGAAGCAGAGAACUUGAAGGAAAGGGACAGGGACUGGGACCAUGAGCGUUCAACUAUGAAGGAGAGACUGGGGGAGCGAGGGAGGGGUGGGAGGGAGAGGGGAGAGAGAGGAGAGAGGUUGGGUGGAAAGGAGGAGGAGCGGGGAGUGGAGCAGGAGCGUGUGUAUGAGAAGGAACGUGGGGAGAGGGAGCGUGUUGAGAAGGGUGAGAAGGAGCGUGGAAUCUUCCCCGAGCGGAGCAUUGAGAGGGGAGGGGGGAUUCGUGUGGUGGUGCGGGAUAUGGGCGAGGAGGGGAGGGAGGAGGGGCAUGCGCUGAGGCAUGGAGCAGGGCAGGGGCUUCGUCACUCGCUUGUCGUUGGCGUAACUCCACCUGCUCCUGCUGGAAGAAUCCUUCAUGAGCCACGAGAGCGGGACCGCGACUGGGAUCGCGAUCACGAUUAUGACGAGCGCGACCAGGAACGGGACAGGGAUCGGGACAGGGACCGCGAUCACCCGCGAGACCGCGAGCCUUAUCGGGAGCGGGACCGCUCGCCUCGGGAGAGCAAGUUCUCCUCUGCGCCGCCUCCCAGGGACCUCCAGCCCAUUUCCCCUCUUCCACCGCAGCCUCUGUCCCUUCCUGCGCAGCUCGCUCCUACCAGUUCUUCAGCUGCUCUCCCUGCAAAGCGCAGGAAAAUCAAGCGGGAUCAGAGCCUCAUGCAGCCGCAUGGGGAUGCCAUGCAUUCGCCAGGCGGUGCCGGCCCGCCUGUGGCUGGCAUUGCAGCAGGUGGGCCAUCAGCCAUGCCCAUGCCGCUUGCUCCGCCAUUCCAUUCAGGUGGGGUUCAUCCGUCGUCUCGGUCUCCUGCUGUGGUUAUGGCGGCCGGUGGUGGGCAUCGUGGUGGGCCGAUGCUUCAUGUAACGUCAACGCUUGAUGACCGUGCGGACAGACGGUGGAUUGCUGACGGUGGUGGUGGUGGUGGUGGUGGAGGUGGGAGCAGGAGGAGUGGUGAGGUUGAGUUGCCACCGCCUUCACGAGGGGCAGGGCCUGCUAGGAGCUCCAGACUUGCUGGCAGGCUUGGGGAGCAGGAUGUGGGAGGGAGCUAUGGUCGUAGUGGUGCUGGUCAAGGAGGUGGAGUGCGGGACGAGGCGUGGGAUGGCGACAAGGCGCGAAGGGAUGGUCGCAUGAGUAACAGACGCCAUUGA